Molecule: messenger RNA, 904 nt
Organism: Alternaria alternata
Lineage: Eukaryota; Fungi; Ascomycota; Dothideomycetes; Pleosporales; Pleosporaceae
Exons: 1
Coding region: 392-868 (158 amino acids)
Source: RefSeq, a predicted model, not a curated record
GCAAAAUCAUCUGCAAAAAAAAAAGAGGAUUGAAGAUCAGCAGCACUCGCUCAAACUUCAGCAUGGGAAGCUUCGCGGAGGACAGGGUUCGGGCUCGGAUGUAGAGCAUGCUUAGGGAAAGGUAAGACGGCGAUUUGGCUAGGGCGGGCUGGCUGGGCGACUGGUUCGUGUCGCUUCCUCGUCUGGCAGCACAGCGCCGUCGUCUGCCAGUCUCGCCAGUUCGCUAUGCUUGCGCUUGCAUCAGCGUGCCUGUGUGCUUUUUAGAUGCCUGAGGGCGGCAAGCUGGCAGCAGCUGGUCAAACACGGCAUGGGCGGGACGCUGCACGCGUAAAGUGCCCUUCCAGACCGCCUGGCGCUGGUGGAGGGUGAUUAGGAUAGCGAUUAUUCAUGGAUGGCUGCCGCUUACGGCAAUUCCUGCUGCUGGCAAAGUUUGGAUGUGGCAGACAGCGGCCUUCAUUCGUGGUGUAUGCUCCGCCUUGGCGGGUGCAGGUGGCCGCGAUGCGUAAGGGAUCUCACAUUCUCUGAUCAGUCGUCGUGUCUGAGACGGCAGCGCUCCGGGGAGGCAGCAGGCCUACCAUGUAGGCUGCAGGUCGUUGAUGAGGCCCACCAGCGCUAUCGUUUCUUCGUUUGUGGCCGGAUGGUGUCCCACUGUCGCAGUGCGCACUGGGAAGGUCGUGUGUGGUGGGGUGGAAGAUGGCUGAAGCCCCUCUGGACGCGCACUAUGCAUCGCCUGCGAAUGAGGGGGCGCCAAUCAGACGGGUCGGGAGCGCUGAGGCUGUAUCGCGCGGCGCAGCUGGUGCUGGGGUGGUUUGGCGCAGGGAUUGAUUAUUCACGUUGCUCGUGCUGUACUUGUUGUAGUAGUAUGUAAUUAGCCCGCGCGGCUUGGCUGCUAGCAGCGUCGGUC